Molecule: messenger RNA, 1111 nt
Organism: Malus domestica (apple)
Lineage: Eukaryota; Viridiplantae; Streptophyta; Magnoliopsida; Rosales; Rosaceae
Product: protein LURP-one-related 6-like
Source: RefSeq, a predicted model, not a curated record
AAACUUGCCAAACAUUUGAAAUCAGAUAUUCCUCCAACUCUUGUUGCGCAAGAAACAUCUAGUCUCUCUGUAAGCUGUGUAUAAAAGAAAAGACCCUUGUUAGCAACGAGAUCAAGCUCGAAGUUCGUCAUCGAGCGCCGUAGAAUAGUCUCCGGUAGAUAUCAAAGAAAGAGAUGGCAGCAAAAGACAAUACCGCCAUGCCUAUAAUUAGCAAGAUGUACUGUUCGUCUUCUCAGGCUGUGCUUGUCGUGAGGAGGAGGCCGCACGUGAUAAGCGGAGGUGGUUUUGUGGUUACGGAUUGUAGUCAGAAGGUUGCUUUCAAGGUUGACGGAUGUGGAAUUCUGGGGAAAAAGGAUGAGAUGAUUCUGAGGGACAGUGAUGGAGACGCCUUGCUUCUCUUUCGCCGAAAGGGUGCAACGGUUGAGGCCCUAAGCAUUUAUCGGAGAUGGAGGGGGUACAGUUUAGACUACGAAGGAUCGCAGGACCAGAUGGUUUUCUGUUUAAAAGAGCCAAACUCGUGCUUGGCAAGGACUCGAGCAAUCCGAAUCUCAACGAAAGCCACGAAGAACAAAGACUGGGACUUUGAGAUCAAGGGCGAUUUUCCUGAUAAGGAUUGUUGUAUUGUUGACUCCAAGGGCAAAACAAUGGCACAGAUCGGGGUGAAUAAGGAACUGAUGGCAAGCGAGGAUCUCUACCAUGUCGUGGUGACGCCAGGAACGGAUCAAGCUUUCGUUAUUGGAGUCAUUACGAUUCUCGACUACAUCUAUGGUGAAUCCACCAGGUGUUAAAUUUUAUACAGAUUCUAAAGAGAAGCUUUCCUUGAUUUCACGUCGAAACAAGAUGAUCUGCGAUUCUGCAGCAGACGAGAGUUCAAUUUUCUGCAUUUUGGAAGCUGCUAAUCCUUUAAUUUCAUUUUUCAUAUUGUUUGAUGGAUAAUCAUUUAGUUGCCCCAACCUGUACUAACUGGGAACUCAUCUGUUAAAGCUUUUACGUGUUUUUUGGCAACAUUUUACUUUUCUCAAAAAGAUGCACCACCAAUGUACUAACCGUCGAUACAGAAUCCGUUUCUAUAUAAAUAAGCAAUGAAAAGUGAAAACCAAUUCCACAACGU